Molecule: messenger RNA, 3447 nt
Organism: Scedosporium apiospermum
Lineage: Eukaryota; Fungi; Ascomycota; Sordariomycetes; Microascales; Microascaceae
Exons: 7
Coding region: 1-3447 (1148 amino acids)
Molecular function (GO): protein binding
Source: RefSeq, a predicted model, not a curated record
AUGGCUUCUCCGGACCCUAUGCAGCAAAUCUUCGAAAGCGCUAAGCGCGAUUUCGAGAGGAGCCUCCCCAAGAAAGUCAAGGCACAAGACCUCCACGCCGUAACAAACGUGAAGCAACUGUGGGAUGCUCUGGACAAAUUGCAAGCCGAGCAAUCCAAAUCGCUGAUCAGGAUGCGUUUCUUGGAUCGCAUUGGGCCUUUUGUCACCCGACUCCAGAGUUUAGCUGGUGUCAUCGAGGUCUUCGUGCAGGUGAAGCCAGAGGUGGGGGCUUUAGUAUGGGGGCCCAUCAAGCUGCUUCUGAUGUGGACCAGCCAAUGGCGGGAAGGGUUUGAUGCUAUUGUCCAAGUGACGGAGAGAAUUGGGGAAGUGCUCCCCCAAUUUUCGGUUUCCCAGGGCUUCUCUGAUGUGAGCCAUAUCAAAAAUGUCGUGGCUCUCCUCUUCAGAGACAUUCUCGAUUUCUAUUCCGCGACUUUAGAGUUCUUCAGCAUCCCGCAGAAAUUACGGGUUGUGGAGAAGAAUAUCCAACGACAUUCACAGCUCCUUGGCCAGAACAUCACUUUCGAACAUAUCAGAAGGGAAGAAGAAGCUAGAGAUAGAUUAUUUAAGGAAUUUCAAGACGCCGAGGACCACAGGGCCAGGCAAAAGUUCGAAGCAUUGCGGAUUGCUAUUAGCCCACCCGAAUACAGUGAGAGGCUGGCCUGGCUCGAGGGACGUAUCUGUCCAGGAACGCCAAACUGGCUCGAGGAUGAUGACGACUUUCGAAAUUGGCUAGACCAGUCUGAUCAGACACCGAGAUUGCUUUGGCUUCAAGGGAUCCCCGGGGCUGGGAAAACGUUUCUCGCCUCCCGGGUAGCUAUCAAAGCUAUGACUCAUGGAGACACCGCAUACGCGUUCAUCAGCCACACCCAUACCGAUUCUACCGCCAUAUCCGUGAUGCAUUCGCUGCUGUUUCAACUAGGCUCUGGAAACCAGGAUGUGCAAACGGUCUUGACCGACGCCAGCAAAAGCGACCUAAAGCAUAGUUUAACUACGACCAAGGAACUACUUACUACGGCGAUUACGUGUGCAGGCGGAGCGUACAUCAUCAUAGAUGGUCUCGAUGAAAUCGAAGAGUUCGAGCGAAAACAGCUCCUGACAUCGAUAGUGGACAUACUGGACGCCUGUACCGAUGCAAAAAUCAAGGUCUGCAUCAGCAGCCGGCCAGAGCAUGAUGUCGUUAGAAUACUGCAGCCCAAGGCGACAACGAUUCGCGUCCAUACCAAGAAUGCCGCUGGCGUGCGGAUAUAUGUUAAUGCAAGGUACAGGGAGUGGAUGAGUAACUCAGACUUUUCGACCCGGGGGCAGAAAGAGAUUCAGAGUCUUCUUGCUCCUCUUUCCAUUAAAGCAAAAGGCAUGUUCUUGUACGCCCGUAUCGUUAUCGACAACGUGGUCGAUUUGAUUAGUAUUGAGGAUAUCCGAAGGGAACUGAAGGCUUUACCAGCAGAUCUUGAUUCCGUGUACGAGCGUGUCCUCGCUCGCAUUAACCAACUAGCUGCCCCAAUGAAGGAAAGAGUAAAGAGGGUCCUCGGAUGGAUCGGUUGCUCUCCUACGCCGCUCAACAUACACGAACUUGAUCAAGCUGUGCUUGUUUCGGGCAAGACUUACGACGACGCACCGACGGUCAAUGCUUCCCUCAAUAUCGUCAAGAUGUGCGGCUCCAUUGUCGAAAUCGUGGACGAAACACCGAGAUUAGUACAUUUCACCGUCAAAGAAUACAUCUUUGACAGUCACCGGGACUUCAUAAGUAUGCGUCAAUCCAUACGCGAUCUCCUAGACACAUGCAUCACGUACCUUUGCUACGACGCCGUCGGACCCGACGUAGAUGAAGAACAAUUACGGGAAAAUAUACUGCAAGGGAAAUAUCGAUUCCAGGCAUUUGCUUCCUGGUCGUGGUCUAUUCUUGCUAGGCAGUAUGUUCGCUUGACACGAGACAAAACUCAUCUCAAUGACCUCAAUGAUCUGCUGCGAACACUCUUUACCGAGAGGGAGAAUGUCGAAUUUGGAGUUGAUGCCGAGAGUACGGAAUCGGUCGAUGACUUGAUACUAAACCCCGAGUCCACUCAACCUACCAACGAUUCUGCUCGACUGCGCCGCCAGCCAUGGCCAGAAGCACCCGAGUUCAUUCUGCAGACGACCGCAUUCUAUAGUGACCACCCAAAAGACCUUUGGACGGUGCACAACACCCAGAGAUGGGCAUCCCUCGACCCAUUGACUGUCUCCGCCUCGGCUACGAGAGUCCAAGGCUUAUACGACGAUCUACUCUGCCACGGAGAGAAGGACAAACCCUUUAAACAUAAGGACGAUUGCAUGAAUGAUCAUGUGGAGAAGUUCCACAAGGUGAUGCGUGAAGGUAUAUAUACGCAACCGUCCGUAAUGGAAGACGAGGCUUUAUAUCCCCUCCUAUACGACCUAGUCGCGUCAGAAGGCUUCGACGAGCUCUUCGCAAUCUGGCCAUCAUGCCGUCAGAAGGUCAAUCAGUUUACUGAGGCUGACCUAGUAGUUAUGGCGGCUGGUCAAGGCUCGCUCUUGAUGGUUGAACUGCUUUUGGAUUGGGACGAGGAGGAAAAGAAACCCUGGAACGACACAGUAAGAUUCGGGGCCUUGGUUCAUGAUGCUAUUCAGAGUGGCAAAUCAGAUGUUAUACGGUGGAUCCUGGACAAAGCCACCUCCUGGGGCGGUAUAAACGGACGGAAAUAUCGAGAUAUUAUCAUCGCCGUCAUCAAGUCGGAAUCACCAGAGGCGUUCGACAUUUGGCACGAUAUUAUCACAUCCACCACAUCUUACAACCACAAUAUCAACCAGGAGCUGUUCGAGAAGAUAGUGCUCACGACCCUCCAUAAAUAUCCCGAUCAAGAAAUACGCAUGUUUGAUACUUGGCGGGUGCUAGACAAGAGAUCCUUGUUGAGUCCGCCUUCUCUCGGCCGUGCCCUGACGAUGGUUGCACAGACUACCCUUUCUAUCGAGCAAGCCCGGGCCCUGCUUCAGUGUCGAGCCUUGAUCGAUUACCCCCGAAGCAACAGAAGCAACAGGGGGAGUGGGUACACUGCACUGCACUGGGCCUGCAAAAAGUCGUCCCUGGAGGCCGCUCUAUUUAUCAAGUAUCUGCUUCUCAAGGGAGCGAACGCCUUUACCUCGUUCCGUAAGCCGGUGUGGGAAGAGGAGGGCGCUCUAAAGAUCAAGACAUGGCUUAACGUAGAUUGGUCUGAGCUCGUGAAAUGGACACGCUACCAGCGGCGAUUGUCAGGAAAAACAUCUCUGCGCGAUUAUGACGAAUUACUACGCCAAGAUUCUAGCAUGCAGGAGAGGCUAGCCUACGAAGCAGACGAACUAGUCCGUGAAGAGGAGAACAGAAUUGCCUAUGAAAGAGAGAUCCAGGCCAUUGGCUCUCGAUUACGGCCAUGUAGCUAA